This is a messenger RNA of Drosophila guanche, 1989 nucleotides long. Its product is annotated as fat-body protein 1. Lineage: Eukaryota; Metazoa; Arthropoda; Insecta; Diptera; Drosophilidae. The coding region runs from base 162 to 1907 and encodes 581 amino acids. The record is from RefSeq and is a predicted model, not a curated record. The transcript is spliced from 2 exons.
GUUUUCACGACCUCGGGGGUGGUUGGAGCCGGAGCCGGAGCCUGCCAUUGUGGAAUCGAGAGCCCGAAGAUCCCAUAGGGAGACCAGCGGAACAGGCAGAGCGUCAACGUUUCCUGCUCGAUUUGCUCCUGCAAGUGCACAAGCCUCUGCUGCAUCAAGAAAUGACAGCCAUGGGGAGUCGUCUUAACGAGGAGCCAAGUGAUUACCAAGAGGGGGCCAUGCGGAGUCUGAGGGAAUUUCUGGAUAGUGUGCAUGAGAAUAAAGUUCCCCGGCCCUUUGGAAACUUCAGUCAGCUGGAUAAGGCGAUGCCCGAGCAGCUGUUGGGCGUGUAUCGGUUUCUGGUCCUAGCCAGGGAUUGGUACUCGUUCCAGCGAAACGCGUGCUAUGCCAGGAUACACUUUCACCCCAUUCUCUUUGUGAAUGCUUUGCAAUUGGCGGUGGAAGAGAGAGAGGACACCAAAGACUUGAGACUACCAGCCAUGUAUGAAGUGCUGCCGCAGCUGUUCUUCGAGGAGGAGGUGAUUCUGGCUGCCCAGGAAGUUUCCUGGCAGCAACUAGCUCCCACUAGGGCUGCAAGUCCUAAAAGCAGUUGGCUGGAGGUCCUCCGGGGUUAUCUCAGUCCCAGUCGACCGCUGGACAAGGAGGAGCCACUGAAUGCGGAUGCAGUAGUCAUCGAUGAUGAGAGGAAGGUGGCCCAUCUCAGCUUCGAUGUGCAGCUGAGUUCCUAUUGGAACAAUCUGAUUAAUCGGCUGAUUAUCUCGAUAGAGGCGUGGAAGGAGUCGGAAAGGGAUAUGCGGAUUGUAGACGGGGACCGCCAGAUGGCAUUUCGGGGACCCACUGAUGAACUCAAAUUCCAACACCAAUCACAGAACAGACUGUAUUCCAGGUUUCCUCAGCUAUUUUUCGAUGGUAUCGAACAAUUCGUGGCUGCCUUGAUGAUGGAAGACGUUGCCACAGGCCAAAUAUCGAUGGAGCUGAUUAAUCCACCGCUGAUCACAACCGGGGGUGUUCCCUUUACAGGCACUUCCAUGGACACAGAAGCCGUGCGUGGUGUCCUUAGCCAAACGAUUGAACAUCUGCAAGCACAGAUCAACGAUGCAGUCAGCAAUGUCACCCAGCCUUCUGACAUUCCUUUUAUUGCACUACAUUUAGUGGCCUCGCAGUAUCUGAAUAUCUGCCGGGACCUGAGUCUGGCCAUUAAUGAUCAUGGGCCAGGGCGGCCCAGCAUGCUGGGCUUGGCCACAGCCAACCUCAGGGAUCCAAUCUAUCGAUCAUUGCUUUUCCGACUGAACAGGCUGGUGUCCAGCUAUGAAGUGGGCGCGCCCCUCGUCAGUCAGUUGCCGAAGGCAUCCUUGGAAUCGAUUUUUGUCAGUCAUCUGCGCACGUUUGAACAGAUUGUCGACACAGAUCUCAUCAAUGUAAUGGACCAACAGCUGCUCCAAACGCACCGUAAUAACUUGAGAUUGCUACGACGUCGUCUUGUGGCACGUCAACGUCGUCUCAAUCAUGGCUCCUUUCAUAUAACCCUUGAACUAUCGGCCCCAGCGGAGAUCUCAGUGCAGACAGACCUCUAUUUGGCUCUUCGGAAUCAGUCAAGGCCACGCAUGCAUUUGGAUGGCUUUGUUAGCACUUUGCGAAAAGGCAUCAACGUGUUCCAACGACAUUUUUCAUCAUGCACGCUUGGAUGCGGCGAUGCGACGAUGAGCCAGCUCUAUGCCACCAAUUCCCCAGCGACAGAUGGCACCCGCUCGCAUGGUCUUCCCCCACACCUUCUGGUGCCACGGGGAGCUGAAGAGGGCCUCAAACUUCAAUUGAUCAUAGAGCUCACAGAACCAGGCCUCGAAAACGAGUGGUCUGGGGCUAUCCUGCACAAAGAGACGACGGAUGUUUUAAUCUUUCAUCAUUAGCCACUGCCCGAUUAAGCUGUAAUAUAUGCUAAGUGCUAAGUGCUAAGUGAUUGUUAAUUAAUUAAACUCCACCUCACACCAA